This is a messenger RNA of Peromyscus eremicus (cactus mouse), 2703 nucleotides long. RefSeq names its product chondroitin sulfate synthase 3 (gene Chsy3). The record is from RefSeq and is a predicted model, not a curated record. Gene Ontology annotation, molecular function: glucuronosyl-N-acetylgalactosaminyl-proteoglycan 4-beta-N-acetylgalactosaminyltransferase activity. The transcript is spliced from 3 exons. Gene Ontology annotation, cellular component: Golgi cisterna membrane. Bases 1 to 2655 code for a protein of 884 amino acids. Lineage: Eukaryota; Metazoa; Chordata; Mammalia; Rodentia; Cricetidae.
AUGGCCGUGCGCUCCCGCCGCCCGUGGGUGAGCGUGGCGCUGGGGCUGGUCCUGGGCUUCACCGCCGCGUCCUGGCUCAUCGCCCCCCGGGUGGCCGAGCUGAGCGAGAGGAGGCGACACGGCUCCAGCCUCUGCUCCUACUACGGCCGCUUGGCCACCGGGCCCCGCGCGGGCGCGCAGCAGCCGCUCCCCCAGCCCCAGUCCCGGCCGCGGCUAGAGCAGUCGCCGCCCCCUGCCAGCCAGGAGCUCUUGGGGCCGCAGCGGCCGGAGGCGGCGCCCGGAGGUCCCAGUUUUCGGAGCAGCCCCUGGCAGCAACCAGCUCCGCUGCCGCAGAGGAGGCGAGGACACAAGCCCGAAGGUGCGACGGCGCUUCCCGUCGCUCCAGCAGCCAAAGGGGAACCGGAGGAAGAGGAUGGGGGCGCGGCUGGCCCUCGGAAGGGUGGCCGGCCAGGGAGCAGCCACAACGGCAGCGGAGACGGGGGCGCCGCUGCCCCGAGCCCAGGACCCGGGGACUUCCUGUACGUGGGUGUGAUGACCGCGCAGAAGUACCUGGGCAGCCGCGCGCUGGCCGCGCAGAGGACCUGGGCGCGCUUCAUCCCCGGCCGCGUGGAGUUCUUUUCCAGUCAGCAGCCUCCCAGUGCCGCGCUCGGCCAGCCCCCUCCACCUUUGCCUGUCAUCCAGCUGCCGGGGGUCGACGAUUCCUACCCUCCCCAGAAGAAGUCCUUCAUGAUGAUCAAGUACAUGCACGACCACUACCUGGACAAGUAUGAGUGGUUCAUGCGCGCCGACGACGAUGUCUACAUCAAAGGUGAUAAAUUAGAAGAAUUCCUUAGGUCUCUAAAUAGCAGCAAGCCUCUCUACCUGGGACAGACUGGCCUGGGGAAUACAGAAGAACUUGGAAAGCUGGGGCUGGAGCCUGGGGAGAACUUCUGCAUGGGAGGACCUGGCAUGAUCUUCAGCCGAGAAGUUCUCAGGAGGAUGGUGCCUCACAUUGGCGAAUGCCUCCGAGAAAUGUACACCACUCACGAGGAUGUGGAGGUGGGGCGCUGUGUUCGCCGCUUUGGUGGGACUCAAUGCGUCUGGUCUUAUGAGAUGCAACAGCUGUUCCAUGAAAACUACGAACACAAUCGCAAGGGUUACAUCCAAGACCUUCACAACAGCAAAAUCCACGCAGCCAUCACACUUCAUCCAAAUAAAAGGCCCGCGUACCAAUACAGACUGCAUAAUUACAUGCUUAGCCGCAAGAUCUCCGAGCUCCGCUACCGCACCAUCCAGCUCCACAGAGAAAGUGCACUCAUGAGCAAGCUCAGCAACAGUGAAGUGAGCAAAGAGGACCAGCAGCUAGGAGUGAUGCCUUCUUUCAACCACUUCCAGCCCCGGGAGAGAAAUGAAGUCAUCGAGUGGGAGUUCCUGACUGGGAAGCUGCUUUACUCAGCCUCAGAGAACCAGCCUCCUCGACAGAGCAUCAACAGCAUCCUUAGGACAGCCCUGGAUGACACCGUCCUGCAGGUGAUGGAAAUGAUCAACGAGAAUGCCAAGAGUAGGGGCCGGCUCAUUGACUUCAAGGAAAUUCAGUAUGGCUACCGCAGGGUUGAUCCCAUGCAUGGGGUGGAGUACAUUUUGGAUCUGCUCCUCUUGUACAAAAGGCACAAAGGAAGGAAACUGACUGUGCCUGUGAGGCGCCAUGCCUAUCUUCAGCAGUUGUUUAGCAAGCCUUUCUUCAGAGAAAUGGAAGAACUUGAUGUCAACAGCCUGGUGGAGAGUAUUAACAGCGGCACUCAGUCAUUCUCCUUAAUAUCCAAUUCUCUAAAAACACUCUCUUCUCUUCAAGAGACCAAAGAAAUAGGAGGGCACAAACAAAAGAAAGUACACAUUCUUGUUCCCCUUAUUAGAAGGUAUGAUACUUUCUUGAGAUUCAUGGAAAAUUUUGAAAGUACCUGUCUUAUCCCAAAGCAAAAUGUAAAGCUGGUCAUCAUCCUUUUCAGUGGGGAUUCUGGCCAAGAGUCCAACAAGCACAUUGAGCUGAUACAAGACUAUCAGAACAGGUACCCUAAUGCAGAAAUGAUGCUGAUUCCCAUGAAGGGGGAGUUUUCCAGAGGUCUUGGUCUUGAAAUGGCUUCUUCUCAGUUUGACAAUGACACAUUGCUGCUAUUUUGUGAUGUUGACUUGAUCUUUAGAGGAGACUUUCUCCAGCGAUGUAGAGACAAUACAAUUCAGGGACAACAGGUAUACUACCCCAUCAUCUUUAGCCAGUACGACCCAAAGGUGACCCACAUGGGAAAUCCUCCCACAGAGGAUGACUUUGUGUUCUCAAAGGAAACUGGAUUUUGGAGAGACUAUGGCUAUGGUAUCACUUGUAUUUACAAAAGUGAUCUACUGGGUGCAGGUGGAUUUGAUACCUCAAUACAAGGCUGGGGACUGGAAGAUGUAGAUCUCUACAACAAAGUUAUCCUAUCUGGCUUACAACCCUUCAGAAGUCAAGAAGUGGGAGUGGUGCAUAUUUUCCAUCCAGUUCAUUGUGAUCCUAACUUGGACCCUAAGCAGUAUAAGAUGUGCUUAGGAUCCAAAGCAAGUACUUUUGCCUCAACCAUGCAACUGGCUGAACUCUGGUUAGAAAAACAUUUGGGUAUCAGGGACAAUCGAACUCUCUCCUGACAGUCCAGGCAACACACAUUGCCUUUUGGAAGGGGAGUUUACCUCAGU